Messenger RNA from Aspergillus campestris IBT 28561, 4931 nucleotides. RefSeq names its product sister chromatid cohesion factor PDS5. The transcript has 3 exons. Gene Ontology annotation, cellular component: nucleus; chromatin. NCBI's taxonomy places the organism in Eukaryota, Fungi, Ascomycota, Eurotiomycetes, Eurotiales, Aspergillaceae. Bases 207 to 4712 code for a protein of 1501 amino acids. Gene Ontology annotation, biological process: DNA repair; mitotic sister chromatid cohesion. The record is from RefSeq and is a predicted model, not a curated record.
GCAAUUUCCCCGACCUUCCUCUCUUUCUCUUUUUUCUUUCUUUCUGUAUCUCUCGCGUAUCGAUCUGUCGACUGAUGCGUUGACGGCGAGUUCAUCUCCCAGUCUUGGCGUCCCCUGUCGAUUCCUCGAGUCGUUCUCAAACCCCUCUCCAUCACCCACCACCACAUGCUACUUUAAGUCCAAUCGAUACCUCCAGUUUUUGCACGAUGCCUUCGCGCACUCGUCAAAGCGCCUCGAAUACGGAGGUCGCGGAGCCCGAUGACCCCUCCGCGCUUCGUCACCUCAAAUUCAACGAACCGCUGACCUGGCGCGUCGGACGUCAGGCCAUUCCCAUUGCCGAUCUGCUGCGUCGUCUGCAGACGCUGUCGCAGGAACUUCGCAAAUUGGAACAGGAAGAGGUGGAGAAGGACUCGCUGAAAAAGGUCUCGCAGGAACUGGCGACCGCGCAGCUGUUGGCACAUAAGGAUAAGGGCGUCCGCGCCUGGGUGGCUUGCUGUGUUGUGGAUGUCUUGCGACUGUGCGCUCCGGACGCGCCGUUUACCGCGAAUCAAUUGAAGGAUCUCUUCACCUGCAUCGUCACCUUCAUCAUCCCCACCCUAGGUGACCCCUCCAACACCUACAAUGCGCAGCAUAUCUACGUGUUGAACUCCCUCGCGGAGGUCAAGAGUGUCGUCUUGAUGACCGACCUGGACCAGCCCGACUCAUUGAUCAUUCCGCUGUUCACCACCUGCUUUGACAUCGUUUCCGGCUCCUCGAAAGCCUCGACCGGCGAGGAGAUCGCCAAGAACGUCGAGUUCGACAUGACCCGGCUGCUGGUCACCGUCAUCGACGAGACCCCCGUUCUGGCCCCCGAGGUCGUCGACGUGAUUGUGGCCCAGUUCCUGCGCGUCGAUCCCCGCGUCGUGGACAACCCCAGCCGCCGACCGCGGCGCGGCGAUGCACCAGUCGAUGCGAAGCAGGGUACCCUGCUUUUGAAGGACUACCCGCCCGCCUACAACAUGGCCAAGGCCAUCUGCCAGGCGUGCCCGGAGCGCAUGACCAGCCACAUCAGCCAGUAUUUCAACAACGUCAUCAUCGACGCCUCGGCCUCCGCCAAGUCCGGCUCCAACGGCAUGUCCAAAGGCGCCCAGCGCCGGCCCAACCUCGACGAAUCCGACGAAGAGGGCGAGGACAUCAAGGAACUGAGCAAGGCCCACCGUCUGAUCCGGGAGCUGUGGCGCGCCUGUCCGGACGUGCUGCAGAACGUCGUCCCCCAGCUGGAGGCCGAGCUGUCGGCGGAGUCCAUCUCCCUGCGCCUGCUGGCGACACAGACCAUCGGUGACCUGACGGCGGGCAUCGGGGUUGCCGGUCCACCCCCACCCCCGCCAAUGGACCCAGCCGCCUACCCGCCGGUGACGCUGGCAGACUACGCGCAGACCAUCCCACCGCCGAACAUCCUCGUCUCCCCGUUCUCCCCUAAACCGUUCUCCCAAGCACACAGCUCCACCUACGAGAGCUUCCUCAGCCGCCGUCUUGACCGCUCCGCCUCCAUCCGCGCCGCCUGGGUAACAGUUGUCGGCCGCAUCCUCAUGACCUCAGCUGGCGGCGCGGGGCUCAGCGACUCCGAGGAGCAGAUGCUCAUCGGACACCUAGCGUCAAUGCUGCGGGACGCAGACGAGAAAGUGCGAGUCGCCGCCGUCGACGCAGUCAGCACAUUCGGCCUCGCCCACAUCGUCAACAAGCUCGGCGCCAGCGGCGGCUUCUCCGACGCGGACUCACCACUCUUCAUCCUCGCCGAGCGGGUCAAAGACCGCAAGCCGCAAGUGCGCGAGCACGCCAUGAAGACGCUCGCCCAAGCGUGGGCCGUCGCAGCAGGCGAAAUCGAGCAAGACCACGAGCAGGUAACGGCCCUCCUCAAAGACGGACCGUCCAAGAUCUUCGACGCCUUCUACACCAACGACCCCGACAUCCACGUGUCCAUCGACCGCGUCCUCCACGAGAUCCUCCUCCCGCUCAACUAUCCCCCUAUCAAGGGCAAGCUGUCGCGCAGUAGCUCGACGCAGUCUUCGCAUAAGGGCAAGGAGCCGGACGGGGAUGCCGAGGUUGAUGUCGAUAUGAUCCGCGUUCGUCGGAUCCUUACGCUUCUUAAGGGUCUGGAUGAUAAGGCGAAGAAGGUUUUCUUUGCGCUGCAGGCGAGGCAGAUCUCGAUGAGGACUGCUUUGACUAUUUAUUUGCAGGCUUGCGAGGAUUAUAACGGUGGCGUCAUCGAGAAAGAUGAACAGCAGAUCAAAGCCCAGCUCACCAAAGUCAUCGACACCCUGUCUAAAACCCUCCCCGAUCCGUCGCGCACGUCGGCCGAUCUCUGGAAGUUCGCCAAGGUGCACGAUCGCCGCAGCUACCAGCUGAUGCGGUUUGCGAUGGCCGCCAUCAGCGACCACCGCACGGUAGUCAAGGCCAUCAAGGAGCUCUCGCGACGAAUCCAAAGCGCCAACAAUUCGCCGCUGCUGGAAUCCCUCACUCCCCUGCUGUACCGCGCCGGCUCCCUGAUCUUCAACAAGAGCCACAUCCCGGCCAUCAUCAGCCUGUCGCGCACAGGCCAGCACGGGCUGGCGAACCCCGCUCACGAGAUGCUGCAGGAGAUCUCGUCGCGCAACCCGGAAGUGCUGGAAGCACAGGUGCAAGAGAUGUGCAAGGAUCUCGAGUCGCAGGCGCCCAAGGCGGCCACGACCAACGCCUCCGGCACGGAGGAGAUCCUGAAGGCGUGCUCCGGGUUCGCCAAGAAGCUGCCGUCCAAGCUGCCCAAGGAACGGCGGUUCUACCAGGCGCUCGUGGCCUACGCGCUGUACAGCCCGUCGCCGCGGGCCGCCAAGCACGCCGUCACGAUCCUCAUGGCCACGGCCGACAAGCGCGAGAUGUACGCGCGGGACCUAGUGCACAAGUGCGUCGCGAAGUGGAAGUACGGGGCAGACCGGUUCCUGACCAAGCUGGCCACCCUGUCCCAGCUGAACCUGCUCGCGCCGCAGGAGGCAGACGAGGAGAGCGACGCGAUCGUCUCGAUCGCGGUGAACCAGGUGCUGCUGACGAAUCGGUCGCCGCAGCCAGACGCGGGGUACUCGUGGACGGAGACGACAGACGACGAGACGGCGGCCAAGGAGUGGGCGCUGCGGAUCAUCGUCAACCGGCUGCGGGCGAAGGGAGGGUCAGACGGCGAGGCGGACUUCCGCGCGCACGCCGAGCCCGUGUACGACACGCUGAACAAGCUCAUCGCGGGAGAGGGCGAGCUGUCGAAGAAGAAGGACACGCCGGCGGGGCAAAAGUCCCGACUGCGCCUGCUGGCAGCCAAGUCGCUGCUCAAGCUGUGCGCGUCCAGCACGCUGUGCGACCAGCUGCUCACGCCCGCGCACUUCAACGCGAUCGCGCUCGUAGCUCAGGACCCGCUGCCCCCUGUGCGGGCAGGCUUCAUCGGACAGCUGAAGACCAAGCUAGCGCAGAAGUCGCACCUCAGCCACCGGUGGUACACGAUUGCGUUCCUUCUGGCGUUUGAGCCGGAGCCGAGCCUGAAGGGCAGCACGCUGACGUGGCUGCGCUCGCGGGCAGCCUUUUUCCAAGGCGGCGGCAACAGCAGCAACAAGAAGAAUGACCCGGUAAUGGAGUCGAUCUUCUCGCGCCUGCUGUCGCUCCUCGCCUACCACCCAGACUACCCGCCCGCAGGUCUAGACGCCGCAACGCAGCUGACCGACCUGGUCGACUUCGCGCGGUACAUCCUGUUCUACCUACAAGCGGUCGCAAACGAGCACAACCUGUCUCUGAUCUUCCACGCCGCGCAGCGCGUCAAGCAAGCGCGCGACGGGAUCACCAAGUCCGACGAGGUCUCAACACGGCUGCACACGCUGUCCGACCUGGCGCAGGCGACGAUCCGCCGGUUCGCGGACGUGUACGCGCAGCAGCGCCGGCUGGGCGGGGCGUCGGGCGGGGCGAAUAUCCUCGAGGCGUAUCCGGGAAAGAUGGGGAUCCCGAGCUCGAUCUUCGCGCCGAUGGGCAGUCAUCAGGAAGCGCAGGAGGUUGCGGAUAAGAGCUUUCUGCCGGAGGAUGCGGACGAUUUGCUGGAUCGGAUGGUGCGGUCUGUUAUGAAGUCUGGGGUGAGCAAGAAGCGGAAGACGGAUGAGAUGGGUGGGGGAGGAGGAGGGAAGGGGAGGUCGAGAGGGUCGAAUCAAUCGAGGGGGUCGAAGCGGGUGCGAGUUGAGGGGAAGAAAGAGUCGAAGACGAGUGGGCGGGUGAAGAGAAAGACGGACGAGGAUGAUUAUGAGGAGGGUGGAGCGGGGGGGGUGGCUGGUGGAAGUCGACGUCGGAGUAACCGGGGAGGAUCUCGACGCGUGAGUUAUGCGGAGGAUAGUGACGCGAUGGAUGAGGAUGAGGAUGAGGAGCAGGAGGAAGAGAACGAGGACGAAUCCAGUCAAGAAGAAGAAGAAGAGGAAGAGGAAGAGGAAGAAGAACAACAACCACGCAAGAAACUAACAGGAAAAGAAAGCAAAGACAAAGAAACGCUUGACUCAGACAACGACAGCGACCUGAGUCCCCCACCGGAGUCUCCUUCAGCGUCAUCAUCACCAUCACCACCGCCAGCAUCGCCGCCACGACGAACACCCCAACGAACACCACAGAGUGGGAAAGCAAGGGGAAAGAAGACGACGACGCCGAGCAGUCUACCGACGAGGCGAUCGUCACGGCGGUAGUCAUAUCAACUGGCUGAAGUAUGUGUGUGUUGCUCUUCUCUGUAUUCUUUUCUUUAUUUUUCUAUUCUUUUCUUAUCUCGAGAUUCAUGUUCGAUUCUUGUCUAUCUUUAUUUUCUCUAUUUCCCAUCUGUUUUCUUUUUUCCCGUCUGUCUACUAUCAUGUUGUUACGUAUGUAGUUGAUUGUGAUUGCUAGUGUGUUUAAUGUGAAAUUGUAUACCC